Verticillium dahliae VdLs.17 is the source of this 747-nucleotide messenger RNA. RefSeq names its product phospho-2-dehydro-3-deoxyheptonate aldolase. The record is from RefSeq and is a predicted model, not a curated record. Gene Ontology annotation, biological process: aromatic amino acid biosynthetic process. The annotation marks the transcript as partial. Gene Ontology annotation, molecular function: 3-deoxy-7-phosphoheptulonate synthase activity. Gene Ontology annotation, cellular component: cytoplasm. The transcript has 4 exons. Lineage: Eukaryota; Fungi; Ascomycota; Sordariomycetes; Glomerellales; Plectosphaerellaceae.
AUGACGUCGCAGCAGAUGCCGUCCCAAGGCGACCCUGACCCUGUUAAGGGCCUGCUACUCCGGAAUGCGCCAUUGGCCUUGGACCCUGACGACAACGACGACGACCUUGACUACGCCUUCCGAACCUUGUCCCUCGCGUACCACAUACACCAGACGACACACAACCAGCAGCUCUUCAAGAUGCCUGGUCUCGCCAUGGAACCCGUCACAACCGACGAUGUGCGAAUUCUCGGUCAGGACCCCCUCAUCCCGCCGGCGCUCCUCAUCUCGGAGCUGCCCAUGACCGAGGCGGCCAUGCAGACGGUCGUCAAGGGCCGCGACGAAGCCUCGAACAUCGUCAUGGGCCGCGACGACCGCCUCCUGGUCAUCAUCGGCCCCUGCUCGAUCCACGACCCGGCCACGGCGCUCGAGUACUGCGACAGGCUGCGCGCCGUCGCCGACCGCCUCAACCAGGACCUCUGCAUCGUCAUGCGCGCCUACCUCGAGAAGCCCCGCACGACGGUGGGCUGGAAGGGCCUCAUCAACGACCCCGACAUCGACUCGACGUUCCAGAUCAACAAGGGCCUGCGCGUGUCGCGCCAGCUCUUCCGCGACCUCACGGCCAAGGGCAUGCCCAUUGCGUCCGAGAUGCUCGACACCAUCUCGCCCCAGUUCCUCGCCGACUUCAUCUCGGUCGGCGCCAUCGGCGCGCGCACCACCGAGUCGCAGCUCCACCGCGAGGCUCCGCCUCGGGCCUCCUCGUUCCCC